AUGGAGCGCGAGGAGCAGUCGGAGCUGUGCUUCCCGCAGGCGGCCAACAUCUCCUGCCGGAAGCCCUCGGCGGGCUGGUCUCAAGGCGUCUCGGGGAGUCUUCUGCUCUACUUGACCUGCGCGCUCACCGUGCUGCUCAACCUGCUGGUCAUCACCUCCAUCUCGCACUUCAGGCAGCUGCGCAGUCCCACCAACCUGCUGCUCCUCUCGCUGGCCGUCUCCGACCUCCUGGUGGGCCUCCUGGUGUGGCCCGGCGAGAUCCACCUGAACGCAGCCUGCUGGACGCACGGUGACAUCGCCUGCUCGCUGUACAACCUGGUCUCCUUCACGGUGACGUCCGCCUCGGUGGGCAACAUGGUGCUGCUGUCCGCGGACCGCUACGCCGCCGUUUGCCGGCCUCUGCGUUAUAAGGUCAACGUGACGGUGAAGCGAAUCCGACUGUGCGUGUGUUGCUGCUGGUUGUGCUCUCUGCUCCUGAGUAGCGUCUUGAUGAAGGACGACCUGGCGCACCCCGGCAAGCACGCCUCCUGCUACGGCGAGUGCGGCAUUCGCAUCGAAUACGCCGCGGCCGUCUUGGACCUGCUGGUGACGUUCAUCCUUCCCCUGGGCGUCAUCGCGGCGCUGUACGGCAGGGUGUUUGCGGCCGCCGCGUCUCAGGCGCGAGCCAUGCGCUCGCGAGUCACGGGCGGCGAGCGCCAGCGCUCUCUGCCGAUGAGAGCAAAGAAGUCCGAGCUGAAGGCGGCCCGGACGCUGGGGAUCCUGGUGCUGGUCUUCCUGAUGUGCUUCUGCCCGUACUACUGCGUGACGCUGGCUGCCGACGGCUCGCCCGGCGCCUCGGUCGUGCUCAACGUGUACUACCUCAACUCGUGCGUCAACCCCUUGAUCUACGCCUGGUUCUACCCGUGGUUUCGAAGAGCCGUCAAACACAUCGUCACUCUGCGCGUCCUGCGGCCGGGCUCCCGGAGGGCCGACCUGCUGUAGGGCGGCGGCGGCGGUGGGCUCGCUCGGGUGCGCGCCUCCGCAAAGCGGCACUCGGGAGCCGCCACGUCUUUGAAACGCGCACGUGAUGUUGUCGUUUGUGUCUCCCGUCGUGCCCUUUUUGGAUGUGG
Hippocampus comes (tiger tail seahorse) is the source of this 1109-nucleotide messenger RNA. Its product is annotated as trace amine-associated receptor 13c-like. The transcript has 2 exons. NCBI's taxonomy places the organism in Eukaryota, Metazoa, Chordata, Actinopteri, Syngnathiformes, Syngnathidae. Gene Ontology annotation, cellular component: membrane. Bases 1 to 981 code for a protein of 326 amino acids. The record is from RefSeq and is a predicted model, not a curated record. Gene Ontology annotation, biological process: G protein-coupled receptor signaling pathway. Gene Ontology annotation, molecular function: trace-amine receptor activity.